AUGUCUGAUCAACGAAUCUUCUCUAAGUAUAAGGCACAUGAAAUUCGAAGUGAGCUUCAGCAGGGAAAUUCGAAGAAGCACCGAGCUUCUGCAAUCAAGCGAAAGAAUGCAUUGAAAAAAAUUGUUGUUAACCUGUCCAUGGGAUUCUCCUCCGAGAUGGCUCUCUUGUUUCCCGAGAUCUUGCAGUAUUGGCAUAUCGAUGAUGAUAUGGAGGUGAAGCGUAUCUGCCAUCAUUUCCUUGUCGCUAUGGCUCCAACAAAGUCGGCAAAUUUCCAAGAAGCCUUGCGACUAGUCACAGAGGACUUCAACUCGGGGAACGAGCCACUUCGAGUUCUGGCAUUGAGGACGCUUUCCUCGGUGCCAAUUAGCACUUAUUUCGAUGAAUGCCGCAAGUCUGUCUAUAUGGUGCUGAAUAAAGGCUCUGAGUCGGAACAAUUGAAGAAAACGGCUCUUUACGCGGCUCGAAAACUAACUCAGAUGGAAGACAAACAAUCUGGUGCAAUCAUAAACUUCUUACACCAAAUUAUGGAAAAUCAGAAGGAAAAACCAGGCAUACGAGCAAAUGCACUCUACGUUCUUUAUGAGAUUCAAGAGACCACCAAAACCCUUCAAACCCUCACUCUGGACUUUGAUACAUGUAUGGACAUGUUAGAAUUACUACCAGCACUAAAUGAAUGGGAUAAUUCUCGACUUUUGGAUUCCUUGACUGGAAACUACAUUCCUCAAAAUCAUUCAGAUGCACAUUACAUGAUCGAAAAAACGAUCCCGCAAUUACAGCACGCUAAUACAUCUGUGGUUCUAAAUGCUUUCAAAUUUGUUAUUUAUUUGACAAAUUACGUCGACUUUUUGAUGGAGAGUUUGGUUAAGCAGUUGUCCGCAUCCAUAAUAUCGUUACUUAACAAACCACCAGAAUUGGAGUUUUUGGUUCUAAGGAACAUUAUUCUACUACUAAUCGGUAGAGAAAAACCUAUUUUAAGCGUGGAUGUAUCAUACUUUUUCGUUGAGUUUAACGACCCCAUUUACAUUAAGGAUACGAAGUUAGAAAUCUUGUACCUUCUAGCUAAAGAAGAUAAUCUCUCUCAAAUAUUGCAAGAACUUAAAGAAUAUGCUACUGAUAUCGACAUACAGAUGUCACGGAAAGCUAUCAGAGCAGUGGGAAACUUGGCGGUCAAGCUGGAACGGUGCGUCGAUGAGUGCAUGAAUCUUUUACUUGAACUUCUGGACUUUGAAGUGGAGUACAUUGUUCAAGAGAUCGUAUCUGUUUUCAAGAACGUCCUGAGACGGUAUCCUGAAAAAUACGAAAUCUGCUUAUUCAAGCUAAUACAUUUCACUGAUUCCGUACAGGAACCAGAGUCACGCGGUUCUAUGAUUUGGAUUAUUACGCAAUAUUCAGAUCAUUUACGCAAUUACUUGGAAUUAUUUCAAUCGUUCACUGAUAACUUUUUGAAUGAAGCACUGGAAGUCCAAUUUUCCAUACUAAGCUCUGUGAUAAAGCUAUUUACAAGGAAUCCGACACCUGCCACUGAAAAACUGUGCAUAGAUAUACUGAAGUGUUCCACAGAAAAGUCAGACUGUCCCGACCUAAGAGAUAGAGCAUUCAUGUAUUGGAGACUCUUAUCUUCUGCGCAGCAAUCGCAAGGCAGCUUGAUAGACAUGAACGCUGUUAGAGAAAUAGUGGAUGGUGCGUUGCCGGUCAUCGCCUUGAAUUCACAUUUGGAUCCGCAGAUUGUUGAAGAGCUAGAGCUCAACAUAGGAACGAUUGCUUCCAUAUACUUGAAACCGGUUGGCCAAGUAUUCCGGCUGAAUAAGCCAAGGCGCCUUCCUAGAAGCCCUGCUUUCAAUUCAAAUCGUGAUGGUAUUGAGGUCAUAAGCGAGAACUCGCGAAGCCAUUCCUCAAGCUUAACAGAGAAAAGCAGCGGGUCGAGACCUCGGAGGAAGUCUUCGCCUGUUAAGAAGAUGGAGGACUAUGAUAGACCAGCAGAGACGAUCAAUCAAUUGAAGUUAAAGAAAAAAACCAGUAGUGCUGCGAUGAAUUUAACACGAAAACCUUCCAUUCUAGCACGAAAGCUUUCGAUGAGAAAGCCAUUUGCAUGA
Lachancea nothofagi CBS 11611 is the source of this 2094-nucleotide messenger RNA. Lineage: Eukaryota; Fungi; Ascomycota; Saccharomycetes; Saccharomycetales; Saccharomycetaceae. The record is from the annotation of a GenBank genome assembly.